AACGCCAGGACACGCGAUAAAGCCCACAGGCGGAACACAGUCGGGACAGCGCGACAAAAGCUGACAAGUGCCGAGUGCCAACAAACAUAAUUAGGCUGCUGCCCGACACACGCGCUCGCGCUUCUAUCAUAAUUGUUUGUGCAGCUCAAACGAGUGCCAAGAACAGCAACCUCAGAGCAAACAAACACAAAGCAAUGUGAGAUAAUCAUAAACACAGCACAAAACGAAAACGAAAACUCGAAACAGCAAAGAGCCGAAAACCAAACAAAAACAGUGCAAAAAGUAAGCCAGAGAGAGAGAGAGAGAGAGAGCGAGAAGAAAAAAAGCGAAUUUUAAACGUCUGCAAAUUAAUCAACGUGCUAGGAAACACGACAGACAAACUGUCGUCGGAACAGGAUCAAGUCCUAGACAACUUAUCACAGAGGAUUUACGGACAAACGACAGACGAGAGAGAGAGAGAGAGAGAGAGAGAGAGAGAGCACAGCCAGGCAGCAGCUAAUCAACGGCCACAGACGACGCGAAGGCUACACCCAAGCCCCAGCAGGGGGAGGAGCAGUGGCAACAGCAGCCGCCGCCUCAUUUGGCCACUGCGGAUUAUGUUAAUUAGAUUUUAUACACGCAACGACAGGGGAGCACUUUCCACUGUAAUGUGACAACAGUUGGCCAUAACAACAACAAUAACAGGAAGAACAAAGGGCCAGCAGGAUAACAACCAGGACAACAGCAUCAGCAGAAGAAGAGGAGCAAUGCUGUUCGCUUUUUAAUUGACAUUUGCUCGAGUUGAGUUGCGUUUUGUUCAACAGCAAUUAGCUGGCCAAGGAAAACUUAAACGAAACAGAGGGAAAACAAAGCAGGAGAGGAGCGGAAUGUAGAGAGGGCAGAGCGGAGCCCGCGGUGGAAAACGACAAAAGAGAGCAAUUAAAAUUGUAAAACAAUUGCAGAACUGCUGAAAAAUUGAAAGCAGCAAGCAGCAGCAGCAAAUAACAAACGAGCCCGCGACCAAAAUAGAAUGAUCAAGUUGAUUUAAUUAAAAAUUAAAAACAUUUCAACCCGCGACGUGACGCACGCCCCUUCCAUCGGGCAAUGACAUUUUAACAAGAAGAUUUGAGCAAUGGCCGGUGAAAGGGAAACGCAGCCAUUGCCAUUGGCAGUGCCCUCAGGCGUAGGUUCAGACACAGAUUCAGAUUCAGGCUUUGGCUUCAGCUGCGACCCCAGCACCUGCUGUUGACACUUGUCACAUGCCCGGCCAAAAGGCGCGCACGUGACGCCCGCCCUCUCACAGCAAAAGUGAAUGAAUGAAUAAGGAAAUGAAUGACCCAGCCAGCCAUAUUCAAAAUUGAACGUUUAAACGUUUGCACGUACAGCGCAUAAAUUCCAAGUGAAAUUAAAGGACAUUUUGACCCCCAACAGGAGGGAAGGAGAGUCUACCGUAAAAGCGGAUAACGGGCAAAAGGGAGCAAGAGAAAAUGGUGAAAAUCGUGGCACCCCUGCGUGAUGUGGGCCUGCUGCUGGCGUGGUCACUGCUCCUAACAAGGUUGGCGUGCGCCCAACGUGAGGUCUCCACUCGAAUCGAAGUCUCCACCCGCUCUGCAGCCGAGAUCUCGGUUCGCGCUGCUGCCGAGAUCCCGACUCGCGCUGCAGCCGAGAUCCCGACUCGCGCUGCUGCCGAAGUCUCCACUCGCGCGGCUGCCGAGAUCCCGGUUCGCGCUGCUGCCGAAGUCUCCACCCGCGCUGCUGCCGAUCGGGAGGAGCAGCAAUUGUCGCAGCAGCACCGCGGCCUUAGCUACCAAAGCAUCCACCGCAUACUGCGCAAUGAGAAUGAACCAGCGAGCUUCAGGGGGGAGCCAGCGAGCUACCGGGGGGAGCAGCGCUACCAGCAGCAGCGUUUCAGUCAAACGCGCCAAAAGCGUGAGCUUAAUGCACCCGCCAGCCGACUGAAUCUAACCAAUCGCGGCCUGCGGCAGUACAACAGCAGCAGCGGGCAGUGGCAGGGCGACCUGCAGGUGAUCACGUCCAUGGAUUUGAGCAACAAUCGGCUGAGUCGACUCAGCAUCGAUCACUUUCAGCAGCUGCGGCAGCUGGAUGUGAGCAACAAUUCGCUGAGCGGCAUACCCCUGAGCCUGGCCGACACCAGUCCCUCGCUGCCGCUGGUGACACUCGAUUUGUCCUGCAAUCGGUUCAGUCGGCUGUCGUCCAACUUCUUUGCGCAGCGACUGCCGCAGCUGCGGCACCUCAACCUCGCGCACAAUCUUCUGGGCAACGUGUCCCGUGAGACGUUCUACAAUCUGCUGGAGCUGCAGACGCUCCUCCUCAGCCACAACAACAUCUCGGACAUUGACUACGAAACGUUUCUGGCACUGCCCAACCUACACCACUUGGAUCUGUCCCACAAUCGUCUGAGUGGAUCCGCCAUUCGGGCGCUGCAGGGCAUACCUGACUUGGUGAGCCUCUCGAUCGCCCACAACCCGCAGGUGGGAGCUGCCAUGCAGGAAUUUGUAGCCUCCUGGAGUCUGAAGGAGCUGGAUGCCAGCGGCACGGGACUGUGUCAGGUGCCGGCCGCUCUCGCACAGUCGGUGCGCACAUUGAAGUUAUCCGACAACUGGCUCAAGUCCAUCAACUGCGGCGACAUGGACAGCUAUCCGCUGCUCCAAUACCUCGAUCUGUCCCAUUCCCGCAUUGCUCACGUCGAGGACGAUGCCCUGGGCCGCUUGGAGCUGUUGGAGUUCCUCUUCCUCGAUCAUAAUCUCUUGUUGCGAGUGCCUGGCAGUCUGCCCACCUCGCUGGAGCAUCUCUUUUUGCAGCACAAUCAAAUAAUGGAGCUGCCGCCGCAGUCGUUUGCAGGGCUAACCAAUCUCCAGACAUUGGAUGUGUCCGGCAAUCGUUUGAUUUUCCUGCCCGCUCUGGCGCUGCCCAAGCUGCUGACGCUGAACCUGCAGUCGUCUGGGGUGGAGAGUGUGAGUCAAUCGAUAGUGCACACAUUGCCACAGCUGAGGGACUUGCUGCUGGAGGAUAAUCCCAUUAGGUGCAGUGAUCUGCUGAGCAUUGCCGAGUGGGCCAGCCCCUGUCGCGCCGUCGAUGUGGGUCAGCCGAGGGGCCAAAUCGAUUUGAAGCAGCAAUUUUUGCAGUUUCAUGACUUUUAUGAGAACUUUGGCAGUCAGUGUGGCCGGAGAAUGGAAGCGGGAGCAACGCAAGAUGACAAAAGGCCGCCCGAGUGCAGUCUGGAGGCCACUGCACCUGCAACAGCCACGCAGCGAACUCUGCCACAAAGCAGCCAAGAGUCAAAGGCUCAAGAUACGGCAACAACAACGCAGCAAUCAGCCGGUAACAACAUUCCUCAGCUAACCACAAAAACUUUGAGGCCAACAGAAACAACUUUGUUAGCGAAAAUUCAGCAACGGCAACAGCAACAAAAAAUGCCUGGCAUGCCAAUUGCAACAACAACGACAACAUCACAGAGUCUGCCAACUGCAGCAACAACAACAACAACAACAGCAAACCCAAGCCAGCCAACUGCAACAACAACAACAGCAUACCCGAGGCUGCCAACUUUGGCUCAAACAAAGGCAACACAAGCGAUGAACAAUUUGGCAAUGCCAACAGCCACGAGAGCAACAACAACAGUAAUUACAACAACAACUGGAGCAACAACUACAACAACAAUGCAUUCCAACGAGCAAAUGCUGCAACCGCAAACAGCAACCAAACCCAAGGGACUUGCAGUGCCAACGAACAUUAGCGAACAGGCAACAACAACAACAACAGCAGCUACAACAACGGGUACACCAACAACGGGUAUUCCAACAACACCAAUUCAAGUGCCACAAACAAUUUUAACAGCACAAAAAUCUGACAAAAUGCCAGCACAAACGGGAGGCAGCGUUAAGUCAACUGACACUUUAUUAAAAUACUCCACAACAACCUCAACCUCAACAACAACAACAACAGAGAGACCAGAACUGUCUACAAGCGAAACAUCAACGUCCGGUCAAGCAGCAGCAGCAGCGCCAACUGUGGCGCCACACAAACAUGCAACGUUGCAGCUGCAUAUUAAGGAUCGCCAUCUAAUUGGCACACCGCUGCUCAUGCACAAGGGCGAUGUGCUGCUGGUGGAUGCCGAACAGUUGCUGCUGCCCGGCACAGCCACCGUGGCGGAUGCGCAACAACGACGACAGCUGGAAGAUAGCCAGCAGCAGCAGCAGCAGCAGCAGAAGGAGCACAGGCAGCACAGAGAGCAGGAAACCCGCCAGACAUCGUCUGCUGAUAAGCGGCAACCGGAAGCAAUAAACGGCGACACAAAGUCGCCAACAAAGACCAAGAAGAAGCCAUCGUUGAGCAUCAAGAAGAUGACAUACAGCACCAAGCAUGCGGCCACAAAGAUGCCUCCAGCCAUGCCAACCACACCGAGGACACAGCAGCAUCAGCACAGCAGCGUGAAUACGCCCAAGGAAGGAGCGCUGGAGGAGCUGAACACAUUUGCCCAACUGAAGGCCUACGUGGAGCUGAAGAGCGAGUCCAAGCCGGAGCACUUGAUGGAUCAGCGACUGGAGGCACAGCACACCCUAUCGAGCAGUCAUCCUGGCGUGAUGCUGCUGCUGGCCUGCGUCUUGGUUGUGGUGCUGCUGGCGGGCCUGGCCCACGUCUAUCGCUGUGAGCUGCCGUGGCAGCGGCGUGGACGUGCGGGACAGCUGCGACCGCAUCAUCAGCGACAGUUCAAUGAGAGCGACGAUGCGCACAGUUUCCUCAACUAUCAGGCAGAUCCUGCCAGGCUGCAGAAGUGGCAUCACAGCACCAGGCGUGAGGCGCCCUACAGCUCGCCGCUGCACAAUCUUCAGGCUCGGGAGCUGCAACAGGAGCAGAGCAGGCUGAAACAGGAGCAGACUCGACUGGAGCGCUGUCAGCAGUUCUAUAGCGCCUCGCUGGCCAGCAGCAGCAGCGGCUCCUCGGGCAGCAGUCGCAGCAGUUUGCAAUCGCCCAGCCACGAGGAUAGCUACUCCAUUGAGAUGGCACCCAGCAGUCCGACCGCUGGCCUCGCUGUGCCCAGCCUGCCCAUGGAGCUGCUCAGCAGUGGCAGCCAGCCCCGCCGUGUGGCAGCAGCAGCAGACAGAAUGGCAGCCACUGACCUCGGUGGAGCACCGACCUUGCCGCCGGUCAUUAAAUCAGUGAGCAGCAGGCUGAUGGCACCCAGCUCGCGGCGUCUGGGUAUCUGGUGACAAACCGUCUUUGGACAGCGGCAAUAUGCGCCCUUCCAGUAGAGGCAAAGUCGAGGCAAGUCAGGUCUCGAGAGUAGAGAGUAAGGUCCGACCCACACACAUCCAACAUCCAACACCCAACUACCGACUGCCCGCCCAGGAAACUGUCAGCUGCCAACUGUGCGAAAUGAGUCAUAAAGUUAAGAGGCGCCAGAGACCGUCCCGGAAUCGGUUCUCAGUUACGGAAACGACAGAAUUUUCUUUGGGUUUAGCUUAACGAAAGUUGGAGCUUGGUUUUCCAAAUCGAUUGAUAGAAAUUGAAGGCUCAAAUCGUUGCCUCGAAGCUGAAACUCAGAACACAAAGGCCGAAUAGAAGUUCCAUUGAGUUUGCCGCUCAGUUGACUUAUGAUGCUUCGCCGCACACGUUGCAGGGCCUCUUAGCGUUUAGCAGCAACAAUUUGUCAUAAAUUUGAGUUACGUAUACGCCGCGUGAGGCAGAGCGCAGAGUCCCAGCCAAAUGGCCCGCGCUAGCAAAGUUUUUAUGAGCCAUUCAAGAGGGAGGAGGGCCGGCCGCACUCCCCCUGCCAAUUUGAUGUCCAUCUUGUGGUCGUAUUUAGGUCAGUUUACUGGCCAGACCUGGCCGUGUUCCAUAGGAGUGCCCAAGAUUAAGUGUUGUGAUAGUCAUGCAUAUAAAAAUGAAAUAUCGAUCAAGUAUUAAGUAACAGUUUAGUUUACGACAGGCAAGAAAUCAAAGGAGAAAUCCAACUGCCAGCAGAUGCUGAGCCAGGGGAAUAAAGCAGAGGAAAUUGGUGGGCCACGGGGCAACCCUUGCGUUGUGCCUUCAUUUCAGGCUCUUCCUUCAUUGUACUGCUCGCUGCUUGACUACAUCUUAACCUACUUUCCCAGGCGGCUGCUUGAGAAUUCAGUGUUUAAAUUGCAAUUUAAUUAAAGUUUUGCCUGUGUCGGCAGUCUUUCCCCCAGUGCUGGACACACACCAAAUCCAACCCUCAAUUGCCAAGUGUUGCCCUCCGGCAAUCCCAUUGUCAGCCCCGUUCGAACAAUCAGCACCACACUUAACCUCAUUUUACAAAUUGACCAACGGACACAACAUAUGGGUGUAAAUCCAGCGCAAUCCUAGCCAAGCCAUGCCAAAAGUGAAAUGUUGUACAGCUAUUUGAAGCUACAUUUAGACGUAGAUCUAGAAUAAUGUGCCAGCAAAUCAAAUGAACAGACACGCGGCAACAGCUAAAGAACGGAGCAAGGAACAGGGACAGGGACAGGGACAGUGGGAGGCCAUAGACAGAACACAACAAUUACAUUAAGACACGAUAAAAAGUUGUGCAAAAAUCUUGCGUGCCCGCCGCAAGACGCCGAGACUUCCCUUCAACCACUGAACCAGACUGAACUCUAAAGAGAACCCCUUGGAAGGAGGGCCGAGAGCCACACCACAAUCAUUGCACAGCUUUUUCAACAUUUUGUGGCUUUGUAAUUGGAAUACGAAUGCGAAGUACAAGAGGAAGGCGCGUGCACACGAGUGGCGACAGCAACAGGAAGUGGCCGAAACUGGAGAGACAGAGAUAGCUAUGGGUUAGAGCAGAGCGCAAGAUAGUUUCGGCUUAAAGACAGAGAGGGCGAGGGAGAGAGCAGCUCACAAGAAGGCGUUCAAGCGCACUCCUUGGGCAAUUCUGAAGGAUUUAUUUGCAGACAAAGUGAGGGCCUCGCUACGAGACAACAAUUAAAGUAAUGCCGACCCACAAGCGACGCCCGAUUUGGGGUGGGGAUUAUAUGCCAGGCAGAGAGGGAGGCAACUCCGAGGGUUGUGUCCGCUGCCAGAACGCACAAAAUCUUAAUUAAGGAACUUCCAAGUGGGCAAGUGUCAGACAGCAGGAGGCAUUUCUCUUGCUUUCUUUUUUUGUUGGUGUCUUCUUUGGGUGUUUAAGGAAACCUUUUCUAUAUAUUCGACUCUGCCGGCACAGCACAAAAUUUCGGCUACAAAAGAAACGGCAAGCCGGACAGGGACAGACAAUGGGUUCGGGGCGGACAGAGCGACAAUGGACAGGACCCAAAGUCCAGUGGGGUCCGGUUCGGUUCGGUUCGGUUCGGUUCGUUCCUGAAGCAUUGUCAAAUUUAAUGAAGGUUUCCCCUGCACCCACAGCCAAGAACAACGCAGCUGGCCAAGAUUUAGGAAGUUUUUCGAGCCACCAAGUGCGACGAAGGACCAACUCAAAUGAGUUAAUUCGAUAUUUGACACUUUGAGCACAUUCCAGGCAGGCCAGAUCUCAGAUCACACAUUUUGCGAACCCACAGCAGAGUCGACUUUUGUCUCCCAGCGCAGUUAAUAAAGUUGGUCCAGGACGAGGACCAACACGUAAUUAUUUGCCUGCUAAAUGGCUUUUUUGGGACAAACAAUUUCGGGGUGGCCGUUAAAUGGAAGCGAUUUAGAAAAUUAUGUGAAAAUAAGUUGCCUUUUGUUUGGCUGGACCACUGCUGGCAGUUGGCAGUUUCCAGUUUCCAGUUUCCAGUUUGGCGGUUUGCUUGGGCUCAUAAAUAACGGCACAUAAUUGGUGGCCAAAAAAUGAUGGCAAGCAAAAGUACAGCAAAAACACCACCACACACACACACACAAACACUUACAAUAAUUAAAGUUAAUUGCGCAUUGUACAUUUGAUAUGUCAAACUGUAAAUUAUAGUUGGUAAUAUUUAAUUGUAGCGACACUUUUGCGACACUUUUGCGAUACUUUUGCGAUAAUUAGAAUUUCCAAUUUCUCAAAUAUUGCAUGUACAACUUUCCGUAGAAUAUGUAUUGACAAUUUACAGAGAAA
Messenger RNA from Drosophila guanche, 8011 nucleotides. RefSeq lists its product as uncharacterized. The coding region runs from base 1467 to 5210 and encodes 1247 amino acids. The record is from RefSeq and is a predicted model, not a curated record. Gene Ontology annotation, molecular function: protein binding. The transcript is spliced from 4 exons. Lineage: Eukaryota; Metazoa; Arthropoda; Insecta; Diptera; Drosophilidae.